Molecule: messenger RNA, 4581 nt
Organism: Styela clava
Lineage: Eukaryota; Metazoa; Chordata; Ascidiacea; Stolidobranchia; Styelidae
Source: RefSeq, a predicted model, not a curated record
AUGGCAAAGAUAACUUGGACAUGUGUCAUUGUAUUUGCGUCAAUAUUAAAGGCUGUGAGGGCUCAAGAUGCAACAAAAAUUUAUGACGGAUAUCUUUUCGAAAGAUUCGACACAGAAAAGUUAUUAAGUGACGCAGAAAGGGAAUGCACGGUCAGAGGAGCGUGGCUGUUUGAACCAAAUACCGACGAUCUGUUCAACGAAUUAAUAGACAACUUUAUACCGUCGUCGGGUUAUUAUUUCAUGGGUCUCAAGAAGGUUGGCGGUGAGUGGAUAUGGAGCGAUUAUAGUAAGCCGACAAAUACUCAUUGGUCAAAUUCCAAUGAACCAAACGAAAAUGGUCAAGAAUGUGCAUGUGUUUUGAACAAGAAAUGGGUUAGCGUGAUCUGUUCUACAACUCCAAGAAGAUAUGUUUGUCAAUCUCCUGAAAUCAAACUUCUCUACAAUGGAUAUCUGUUCGGAAGAUUCGACACCGAAUUACCAUCGAGUGACGCAGAAAAACAAUGCACGAUCAGAGGAGCAUGGUUGUUUGAACCCAAAACUGAUGAGCUGUUCAACGAAUUAACAGAUAAUUUUAUAUCAACGACAGAAUGUUAUCUUAUGGGUCUCAGGUAUUUAGCUAAUAACUGGAGAUGGAGUGAUUGGAGCCGUUACACUGAUUGGACAAAUAUUAAUCAUUGGGUAAAUGGUAUUGUACCUAGUGGUAGUACGGAAAAAUGUGCAUGUGUUCAGAACAAGAAAUGGGUCAGUGUGACAUGCUCUAUAGCAACAAGAUACGUCUGUCAGUCUCUUCAACCUCCAUCGUCAACAGUAAUAAUUUCCGGAAAUCUUCUUGAAAAAUUCGCCGAAGUAGUUGAGAAUUAUACAACUGCUAGCGAUAGAUGUGCAAUGAGAGGUUCUCAGUUAGUUGAGAUUAAGGAUGGAACUAUGGACGAUAAAAUAAGUCAAUGGAUUAGGUCUGAUAUGAGUUCUUAUCUGAUGGGAAUACAAUAUUCAACGUCAAAUAGUGCGUGGGAAUACAGCAGCGACAAGACAGGAAUCAUCUAUGAGAACUGGAAAGCAAGUGAAGGAGAUGAUCCCGACGAAGACUGUGCUUGUAUACUAAGUGACGGAUGGAUUGAUGUUGCUUGUACUGGUGGUACAUUUAAAUAUAUUUGUCAAUCAUAUCCAAAUGAGGCAAUUACUUACAACGGAGAUCUUCUUGAAAAAUUUGACAAUGCAAUUGCAAAUGCAGCUGCAAGAAGUAGAUGCUCGUUGUGGAAUGGGAAUCUUGUAGAUAUGAAAACUCCGGCAUAUAACAAUAAAGUGCAGCAGCUUAUUGGAACCAGCGACGAAUAUCAUAUCGGAUUAAAAUAUUUCGAUGGGGAAUAUCGAUGGACUGAUGGAUCGGUGGCAACAUACAACGACUGGUGGUCUGGUGAAGGUGGAAAAGAUAAUGGACAAGAUUGUGUUAAAAUUAAUCAGAACUAUUGGUACGACAUAUCAUGUGGAGCGUCAGAUGGAUAUAUUUGUCAAACCUCAAAAUGGUGCACAGGCAACUCUUGCAAAAAUGAAGGUAGCUGUGUGUCUAACAGAUGUGAGUGCACGGCUGGAUACUUCGGUGAUACUUGCGCAAGCGAGGAAUACUGUUCGAAUAAUGUAAAUCCGUGUCAAAAUGGAGGAAGCUGCGAGAAUAUGCCAGGAACUGAUCCGUACUAUAAAUGUAAAUGCGAGCCUGAAUAUUUCGACGACAUCUGUUCUACAGAAAAAUACUGUAUGAACAAUCCAAACCCCUGUCAAAACGGAGGAAGCUGUGUGGAUACACUAGAAGAGAAUCUAUAUUAUAGAUGUGACUGUAUGGCGGGUUAUUUCGACAAUACGUGCUCUAGCGAUAAAUACUGUCCCAACAAUGAAAAUCCAUGUGAAAAUGGAGGAAGCUGCGAGAAUAUGGUAGUUAUAUUUCCCUACUAUCGAUGUAAUUGCAAGCCUGGGUAUUUCAACGACACUUGUUCUAGCAAUGAAUAUUGUCCAAAUAAUCCGAAUCCGUGUCAAAACGGAGGAAGUUGUGAUAAUACACCAGGACAGGAUCCAUAUUACAGAUGUAAUUGCAUACAAGGUUACUUCGAUAACGCUUGCUCCAGUGAUGAAUACUGUUCCAACAAUGAAAAUCCGUGUCAAAAUGAUGGAAGCUGUGAGAAUAUUCCAGGAACCGAUCCUUACUUUCAAUGUAAUUGCAAGCCUGGAUAUUUUAACGUCACCUGUUCUAGCGAUGAAUACUGUUCAAACAAUCCAAAUCCUUGUCAAAACAGUGGGAGCUGUGAAAAUACACCAAAACAGGAUCCAUAUUUUAGAUGCAACUGCGAGUCGGGAUUUUACGACAAUAUAUGUUCUAGCGAUCAAUAUUGCCCCAAUAAUGGGAAUCCGUGUCAAAAUGGAGGAAGCUGUGUAAAUAUGCCAGAAACAGAUCCAUAUUAUAAAUGUACUUGCAUACCUGGAUAUUUCAACGAUACCUGUUCUAGCGAUGACUAUUGCGAGCACAAUGCUAAUCCGUGUCUAAAUGGAGGAAGGUGUAUAUCUACUCAUGGUGUUCAUCCUUAUUUUGAAUGCGACUGUGCGGAAGGAUAUUUUGGUGAUUUUUGCUCCGACGACCAAUUUGAAACACCAAAAAUUAUCAGUGCCUGUGGAGAGCCUUGCACAGACGAUGGGAAAAUUAAUGUCACUUGGAAGCCGCAUACUGCAAUUAAACACUUAUAUCAAAUAACACUCUUGAAUUCAUUCGAAGAAUGGCAUAAUUCUGGUGAAAUUGCUCCAAGUGAUAUUCAUGUGCAAAAUUUGAUCAUCGAAAAUUUGUAUCCAGAUUCACAAUACGAUAUUAAGAUAACUGCUUGCCCGACAAACUGUAUCGCAGAACUAAGCGAUAACGCAACCGCCACCACAGGAAUUGGUUUACCUGGAAAGAUACUCACAGCAACAGUUUCACAAAAUUACGAAACUAAUUAUUGUGAAGUUACUUGGACUUGGCCUGAAAUCAUAUCAGAGGAAGAUGUUGAAAUGUUCCAGAUGAAUUAUCAGGCAACAUUUGUACGAAAACCGCCCAGUUCUGACAUCACAACAAUACAUGGGGAAGUUUCAGUUAAUCCGCCCAAAUUAACAUAUAAUCUGAAGACGGAGCCAAACCGCAUUUACAACUUUGAUGUCUCAGCUGUUUCAUGUGCUGGAUCUGGUCCUAAAACAAUCGCAACAGGCGAAUGCAUUACUGAUAGUGAAGCUCCCGAUUAUAUUGAAGAGCCAAAUAUAAUUGAUGAAUCGCCAGGUUCAACUAGGGAUCUGGAAAUAAUUUUACCAAAUGAAGAUAACGGGCCUAUAAGUUGCGUAUUCGUCGUUGUCAAAAAUGGGCCCAUUGAUAACAAUGAUUUAUUCGAUAUUGUUAAACUACGAAAAGUGUCAUCGGAAGCAUUGACAGAUGAAACUCCCAAUGGGAAAGAAUAUUUGGCUGUCGCUAUGAAAAGAUCUGAAUUUUCUGAAACAUCAAUAACUGUGAAACUUGGCGACAAAAUUACUAGCGGCUGUGAUGUCACAGACAAUAGCGCAAAAAAUAGCAUUAAUCAUUACGACGCAAAGAACUGGCAGCUUCAAAUUGGGAAUAGCUACAGUACUUACGUUGUAACAACAAGUCCAAAUGAAGAAGAAGCGGUAUUGUUUCAACAAAGCUCUAUAGAAGAAUUUGCGAAUGGAAGUUCCAAUCCAGGAACCGAUAUGGCAUGGAUAGCUGGUGUUAUCGCUGGUAUAAUUGCUCUAGCUACUCUAGUGGUUGGUGCAAUUUUUUACACGAAGCGUCGACAUCAAUCUGAAAAUAGAGAAUCGUCGCUGACACGUUCAAAGAGUACCUCAAGGGAUCAUAACGAUCUUUAUGAAACUACGGGGUAUCAAACAGCAGGAAAUCCCCAUAUAUCAUCAGUAAAAGAUAAUGAUAUAGAUUAUGAUUAUAUGCACAUUGGUGUAAAUUUGAGCAUGAGAAAGAUAGCUUGGACAAGUAUCGUUGUAAUUGUGUCAAUAUUGAAAACUGUGAGGCCUCAAGAUGCAACAAAAUUUUAUGAUAGCUAUCUGUUCGAAAGAUUCGACACAGAAAAGUUAUCAAGUGACGCGGAAAAGCAAUGCACUGUUCGUGGAGCGUGGCUGUUUGAACCCAAAACCGAUGAUCUAUUCGACGAAUUAACAGAUAACAUUUUACCGGCUAAUGGUGGAUAUUAUCUGAUGGGUCUCAGGAAGCUUGACGGUUAUUGGAAAUGGAGCGAUUACAGUGAGCCGACAACUACUCAUUGGUUAAAUACCGUGGAACCAGGCGAGAAUGGUCAAGCUUGUGCAUGUGUUCGGAACAAAAAAUGGGUUAGCGUGAUCUGUUCUACAACUCCAAGAAGAUACGUUUGUCAAUCCCUUCAACCUCCAUCCUCAACAAUAAUACUUUAUGGAAAUCUUCUGGAAAGAUUCGCCGAAGAGGUUCAGAAUUAUGCAAUUGCUGAUGAUAGAUGUGCAAUGAGAGGUGCUCAGUUGGUUGAGAUAAAGGAUAAAACUAUGAACGAUAAAAUAAUUGAAUGGAUUGGGUGA